UACAGGAACAAGGACGAGUUUAAUUAUAGAUUAUAAUAUGUAGCGUGAAACAAAAGGAACAACUCCCUUUGUGGUAUGACAGCAAUGUUGGAUGGCAGUUGUGGUUAUAGGUGUGUUACAAAGGGGAGGGCUCAGGUACAACUUUCAUUUUACACAAAAACAAACCCAGCACACACCUGGGAGUUAUCAUCACCGUCCUGGUCGGAUUCAUCCGGCUCAACACGCAGUAAAAACACAAGAAAACCUUUAUUCAGAGCUGAAGGUUUUCAGACAGGAAGCCAUGUUUGUGAGCGGUCUGUUUGGGUUCUGUCUGCUCGCGGUGUCGGUGGGUUUCCUGGGCCGGCCUGGCCUGGCCCACAAUGGUAAGAUGCAUUCAAAGUUUCUACAGGAUACCGUUGUCCCCGAGCCAGCGCAGUGCCUCGUCUCCAGGAUCUACAAUCUGAUCCGGCCGGCGGAGAGUAAAGACGACCGGAGCUGCUGGCAGGAUUGUUUUGCAGAGACGGACUGCCACAUGGCUGUGGUGACCAAACGGAUCAGUGGCGAACAACAGUGUCUCCUGGUUAACUGUCUGAACCACGGCAAACACUCGUUACCCAGAGAUCCCAGCGCAGAGAUCACCGUUUACUCAAAGAGCACCAUUGACGAUGAACAAAGAGCCAAUCUCAUGAAACGUGCACAUGGAGCAGUUGACGAGAGACUUCGAUGUUAUGAGCGCAGCUGCCAGUCGGAGAGUCCCAGAUUCUUCUACAACAGCACCAGUUCCAGGUGUGAACGGCUCUUCGGUGACUGUGGGUCCAACACGAACACAUUUAAGACCCUGGAAAGCUGUGCAACUCUCUGCUAUAACAACGUCCGUUGCAAUCGGCCCGUGGAUUACGGUGAAACCCCCCGUAUUCGCUUCAGCAACAACACUGACAAUAGAGGCAAACCUAAAGACACCACUGUCAACUUCUACUUCUACAACGUGUCGAGUGGGAGCUGUGAAGGAUUUCACUUCAGAGGAAGUGUGUCCAACGGGAACCUCUUUUUUUCCGUGAAGGAGUGUGAAAGUCUCUGUGGUGAUGUCAAAGCUGCUGCAACCAGCCCACCUGCUGUGGUUUCAGCUGCUGCAACCAGCCCACCUGCUGAGGAUCCAGGUACCACAGCAGCCGUUCCUACAAAGAGGAUAGCUGCUGCAACCAGCCCACCUGCUGUGGUUUCAGCUGCUGCAACCAGCCCACCUGCUGAGGAUCCAGGUAACAUCACACAUCUGUGUUAUCCUGCAUCAUCUGUACUUUUAUAA
Molecule: messenger RNA, 1282 nt
Organism: Sander lucioperca (pikeperch)
Lineage: Eukaryota; Metazoa; Chordata; Actinopteri; Perciformes; Percidae
Exons: 9
Coding region: 92-1282 (396 amino acids)
Molecular function (GO): serine-type endopeptidase inhibitor activity
Source: RefSeq, a predicted model, not a curated record